CCAAAUUCCGAACUGCACGCGAAAUCGAGCAGGACAUGGAAGGUCUGGAGGUUCCCAAUGUGCUGAAGUCUUUGAUCGAUGCGACUGGGAAGGAGCAGCGCGUGAUCACCUCAACCGCCGGUUUGAUGACACCGCAAGCGUUCGUCAACCAGGGCGAAGGGGAGGCCUGGAAGAUCGCACAAAGGGCGCGCAACGACCUCGAGGCUUUCGCAGAUGAGUGGAAAGGACUGUCAGAGCGGAAGAAGUAUAUCGAGAUGGAAGAGUCACAGAUCGUGGAGCAGUUGGACACGAAUCAGCUCAAGGCGGAUCAGCUCACCGAGUUGGUCGCGGCCAUCGGCGCCCUGGAGGUAUCCGAGAGGGAAGAGACGCGGGCCAGGUUCGACGAAUUGACCGACAAACUCGAGUCGAUAGAGAUGAAGUUCCGCAACGAGAUCGACGAGUACCGACUGCCCGAGACCGCAGUAGCUGCGAUACACCCUCUCUUCCGUCAAGCCAUGGAGGAAUGGGAACCGCUCAAGGAGCCGACGUUCCUCGUACCCAACCUCCGCCGUCUCCAACCUUUACUCCUCCGCGACAUCCGGGGCGAAAACACCCAGCGCUCAUCCACCUCCCCCUACGAGACCAUGAUCUAUACGCUGUGGCUGCCGCGCGUCCGCUCCGCGCUGCUCAACGACUGGGACGUCUUCGAGCCCGCGCCAGCAACAUCCCUAAUUGUGGCCUGGAAAGAACUCCUGCCCCCCUUCAUCUACUCCAAUGUCCUCGACCAACUCGUGAUUCCCAAACUCACUGCCGGUCUCAAAGAAUGGAAACCCCGAAGCAGCAGCAGCCGGCGCCACGGCUCAUCCACCUCAUCCUCACACUCCUCCCGCUUCCCCUGGUGGCUCUUCACAUGGCUCCAAUACCUGGACGACCGGCACACGAACCCCAAACAAGCCACGGGGCUCCUCUCCGACGCGAAGCGCAAAUUCCGCGUCGUGCUCGACACAUGGGACCUGCGGCGCGGGCUGAUCAGCGGGGUCGAGCUGUGGCGCGACGCCCUCGGCUCGGAAUUCGACGUCUGCCUGCGCAACCACCUCCUGCCACGGCUGGGCCGCCACCUCCGCGAGGACUUCCAGGUCAACCCGCAAGACCAGGACCUAACGCCGCUGGAGGACGUCCUCCGCUGGCAGCCCUUCUUCCGGCCGAACGUGAUGGCCCUCCUCCUAACAGCGGAGUUCUUCCCGAAGUUCCACCAAAUCCUCUACAUCUGGCUGACCAACGACCCGAACUACGAAGAAGUCGCAGAGUGGUUCACAUGGUGGCGCGCACAGAUCCCCGCCGCACUCAACGAACUCACCAUCGUCGACGACGAAUGGAACAAGGCCCUACAAACGAUGGACCUCGCCUCGCAACUCGGCGACCGCGCCGGCGCGGAACUGCCACCCCCGACAUCAAAAACUACAACAAGAACAACCGAAAAACAACCCACGAAACAACAGGUCCGGUUCGUGGACCACGAAGACGAAGAAGAUCCCACCCUCAAACACGCAGCGCCCCAACCACCACCAUCCCGCCCCUCCAAACCCAAGGUCAUCGAAGAAGUCGCCUUCAAGGAUAUCUUGGAAGGAUGGUGCAUGGAGCAGGGACUCAUCAUGCUGCCGCUCCGCGAGGCGCACCCGCAGAACGGCCACCCGCUGUUCCGCAUCACGGCCAGCGCGACGGGGCGGGGCGGCGUCGUGGUCUUCCUGCAGGGCGAUGUGGUCUGGGUGCAGAACAAGAAGGCCAAGGAGGUGUGGGAGCCUAUGGGGUUGGAGGAUGCGUUGGUAGAGCGGGCGGAGGGGAAGUGAUUUUCUCUACUCCCUGUGUCUCUUUCUCAUGAGCUCACCCGUCGAGUUUAUGGCUGUUUCUAUAGAUGUGGAUCGACUUUAUCUUUAGGAUUCAUAGCGUGGAGAAAUAGCGUGUAGAAGCAAGGAGA
This is a messenger RNA of Aspergillus homomorphus CBS 101889, 1954 nucleotides long. Its product is annotated as putative G-patch domain protein (TFIP11). Gene Ontology annotation, cellular component: U2-type post-mRNA release spliceosomal complex. NCBI's taxonomy places the organism in Eukaryota, Fungi, Ascomycota, Eurotiomycetes, Eurotiales, Aspergillaceae. The coding region runs from base 36 to 1826 and encodes 596 amino acids. The transcript has a single exon. The record is from RefSeq and is a predicted model, not a curated record. Gene Ontology annotation, biological process: spliceosomal complex disassembly.